Molecule: messenger RNA, 940 nt
Organism: Harmonia axyridis
Lineage: Eukaryota; Metazoa; Arthropoda; Insecta; Coleoptera; Coccinellidae
Exons: 4
Coding region: 200-760 (186 amino acids)
Source: RefSeq, a predicted model, not a curated record
CUUACUUAAUUCAUACACGCUCGAUAUGUACAAUUUCUCAGUGAAAUAUAAACAUUACGUUACGUAUGAUAUUCAAAUUCUUUCAUUACACCAAACACUAAGUGCUAAUGCAGAAUAAACAUAACAUAUUUACCGGAAUAAUAAUGAGUUGUGAACAGUUUUGGAAUUCAGAGAUUAACAGUACACCUAUUUCGAUAGAAUGAAGCACCGUAGUAACAUUUGCCUAAUAAUUGUUUUUUGCAAUUUAAUUUCUUAUUCUCAAUCGUGGAAACCUCCCAUAAUAUGGGAAGAAGGCAUCAACUGGGUUCAGAUGGUUGUUGGAAUUGGAAUACCUGUAGAUUUGAAGGAUGCAACUAUAACCAUUGGUAGCGCAGCUAAAGCUUAUUAUUUACUGCCAACCAACACCUCAAAUACUGAUUACACAACGUAUGAAAGAACACAGGGACGCUCUUUGCUUCGGCAAAGAAUAUACUCUACUGUCGAAGAUAUUUUGCAAAGGUAUGGUUUUGGUGACGGUAAAUCAUGCUUAUUGAAAUUGAUUUGUGAUUAUUCCAAAAAAGAAACUGGAAAAAAUACGCUAAUAUCUAAAGUUGUGGACAUAAUAUUGAGACCAUCGUCCACAACUGACGAAACUAAAGAAAAUAUCUAUUUCUCAGCUGAAAAUAUGGGAGCAGCAAAUAUGGAUUGCAGUUAUUUAUUUCCUGAAUGUGAACAUGACAUAAUAAACACUUUUCUCAAAGAAUAUAUAUUUCCAGAAUAAAAUUCAAAAAUGGGAAUUUUCAAGCGUAUUUUCUUUUAGACGGUGAAGAUACAAUACAAUGGGUGAAAUUUUUUAGAGAAAUUAACGAGUUAAAAUAAUACUAUCUAAUGUUUUCCAAAAGAUUUUCACUUAAUUGUAUUUCAAUCAUAUAAAUAAAGUUAAAGUUAUCGUUUUAACGUU